Messenger RNA from Fraxinus pennsylvanica, 1983 nucleotides. The record is from the annotation of a GenBank genome assembly. NCBI's taxonomy places the organism in Eukaryota, Viridiplantae, Streptophyta, Magnoliopsida, Lamiales, Oleaceae.
AUGGUGGCGAAGUUACCCUUGCCAUCAAUUGAUUGCCAUCAUGCAGCCGCCCAACCUCGGCCGUCGUCCCGUCAAGUUCUCCGGCAUGGUUUUGGGUUGUGGGACCGAUUGGGUCGUGGGAGAAUUUUUGUUCAGCCAUGUAGAUCUUUCAGGUCUGAGGAGGAAAGUGGAGUCGGUGAGAAAGGGAAGAACAGUGAAGAGAAUUUUGGGAAAAUUAAGGAAAGUAAUGUUGUGGAGGCUGAAAGAAGUGUAAAUAAAUUUGUGGGCUUUGUGAGAAAUGCUGUUUGGAGAGUUUCAAAGCCAAGUUUAAGGUCACAAGGCGAGUUCAGAGAGGCUUUGGAGAUGCUGGAAGAGAAGUUAUUUUCUAUAUUUCUCCAAUCCUCAGGUGUAAUUACUGGCAAUUAUCUAUCAUAUAUGGCUAUGGUGGCGAAGUUACCCUUGCCAUCAAUUGAUUGCCAUCAUGCCGCCGCCCAACCUCCGCCAUCGUCCCGCCAAGUUCUCCGGCAUGGUUUUGGGUUGUGGGACCGAUUGGGUCGUGGGAGAAUUUUUGUUCAACAAUGUAGAUCUUUCAGGUCUGAGGAGGAAAGUGGAGUGGGUGAGAAAGGGAAGAACAGUGAAGAGAAUUUUGGGAAAAUUAACGAAAGUAAUGUUGUGGAGGCUGAAAGAAGUGUAAAUAAAUUUGUGGGCUCUGUGAGAAAUGCUGUUUGGAGAGUUUCAAAGCCAAGUUUAAGGUCACAAGGCGAGUUCAGAGAGGCUUUGGAGAAGCUGGAAGAGAAGUUAUUUUCUCUUUCCAUUCACGUGGGUAGAUACAUUGUAACGAUGUUAAGCACUGGAGUUAUACUGCUAACUGGGUUUCAGUUAUCAGGUGGAGAUGGUCAAAUGAAUGCAUUGAUAUGGUAUAGUUGGCUUGGAGGGAUCAUCAUUGGGACAAUGAUUGGUUCGAAUAUGGUGUUAGAGGAAGUCAGUCGAUCAGGUCCACGCAAUGUUGUCAUAACUGGAAGUACACGAGGACUUGGAAAAGCUCUUGCUCGUGAAUUUCUACUUUCCGGUGACAGAGUUGUAGUUACUUCACGCAGCCCUGAAUCUGUGGACAUGACUGUCAAAGAAUUAGAAGAAAAUUUAAAGCAAGUCAUAAUCGCCACUGGUGGCUCAUCCAAAACAAAUUUAAGGCAUGCAAAAGUGAUGGGAAUCACAUGCGAUGUCUCUAUUCCUGAUGACGUUCAGAAGUUGGCAGAAUUUGCUGAAAAUGAACUUGGCUCAAUAGAUAUUUGGGUCAACAAUGCUGGGACGAACAAAGGUUUUAGACCAUUGCUGCAAUUUAAUGAUGAUGAUAUCCAACAGAUUGUGUCUACGAACUUGGUUGGAUCCAUCCUAUGCACUCGUGAAGCAAUGCAGAUUAUGAACACCCAGAACAAGGGUGGCCAUAUAUUCAACAUGGAUGGUGCAGGAUCUGGUGGAUCUAGCACCCCACUGACAGCUGUCUAUGGCUCAACAAAAUGCGGUCUUAGGCAGCUCCAGUCGUCUCUUCUAAAGGAGUGCCGACGAUUAAAAGUUGGAGUUCAUACAGCCUCACCAGGCAUGGUUCUAACGGACUUGCUAUUAAGUGGUUCUAGUGUACAAAACAAACAGAUGUUUAAUAUCAUCUGCGAGCUUCCAGAGACAGUUGCUAGAACUUUAGUUCCUCGAAUGCGAAUUGUAAAGGGAAGUGGGAAGGCUAUUAACUAUUUAACUCCUCCGAGGAUCAUACUUGCUCUGGUCACAGCAUGGGUGAGACGUGGCCGUUGGUUUGAUGAUCAGGGACGAGCACUUUACACUGCAGAGGCAGAUAGACUUCGCAACUGGGCAGAAAGUCGAACCCGGUUUUCCUUUACUGAUGCCAUGGAGAUGUACACAGAAAAUACAUGGGUUUCCGUUUUUUCACUUUCAGUGGUAUGUGCAUUCAUCAUCUUAUCAAGUACAGGUAACACAUUUCCCGGGACCUGA